This is a messenger RNA of Pieris macdunnoughi, 1986 nucleotides long. The record is from the annotation of a GenBank genome assembly. Lineage: Eukaryota; Metazoa; Arthropoda; Insecta; Lepidoptera; Pieridae.
AUGCAAAUAAACAUCGUGAUUAUAUUCAUUUUAUUUAUUGGAACGUCGACGAGCGAAGAUGAAGCGACAGUUGAAACAGAAGAAUUUUACGAUUCCGUCCAAGAUGAGAAAAGUUCAAGGAGCGGAAGGCUCUUUCGGUCGGAAUUUAAUCAUCCAACGACAAACAUGAUUGUGGAAGUGGCUGCAUCAUUUUAUGGACCACAUACUGAAGACUUUUUCCGUUUCCUACGGGAUUCCUAUUCUUUACCCGGAGGUUUGACAGAACCGUACUCCGAGUAUGACUUCAUUAUAAUCGGUGCUGGUUCAGCUGGCUGCGCUCUUGCAAACCGACUAUCAAAGAACAGAAACACAACUGUUCUACUACUGGAGGUUGGAAGAACGGAACAGCUCGUCACAGAUAUACCAGCUAUAGCCCCAUACUUCCAGUCUACUGAUUAUUCUUGGGAUUACUACAUGGAACCGCAGACGGGCGUUUGUAUGGGUAUGAAUAAUGAGAGAUGUUACUGGCCCCGUGGUAAAGCAGUUGGUGGCACAUCGGUUAUCAAUUAUAUGAUUUAUACCCGUGGUCGGCCGCAAGAUUGGGAUAGAAUCGCAGCUGAUGGAAACUAUGGCUGGUCUUACAACGAUGUAUUAAAGUACUAUAUCGAACUGGAAAAAUCUUAUUUAAAUGGUCUAGAAAAACUUCCCCACAGAGGACGAGACGGGGACCUACCUGUUGAAUUUGUUCCCUAUAAAACAAAAUUACGCGAAGCCUUCUUAGAUGCAGGAGUCGUACUAGGACAUCCAACAGUAGAUUAUAAUGCGCCUGAUAAAUUCGGAUUCGGACUUGUACAAGCCACAAUAAGUAGAGGACAUCGACAGAGUGCAGCUAAAGUAUUUCUUCACACCCAUAAGAAUAGACGGAACUUACACAUUUUACCUGAAACCAGAGCUACUAAAAUUCUAAUUAACACAGAAACCAAUACUGCUUACGGUAUUGAAUAUGUACGUAACAAACAACUACACACUGUUCGUGCACGAAAAGAAGUAAUAUUAUCUGCUGGACCAAUAGCAUCACCUCAACUUCUUAUGCUAUCCGGUAUAGGGCCCAAAGAUCACCUUACUUCUCUGGGAAUCCCAGUUGUAGAAGAUCUGCCCGUGGGUAAAGUACUUUAUGACCACAUUUGCUUUCCUGCACUAAUAUUUACAUUAAACCAAACCAAUCUCUCUUUAAUAGAAAACAAGGCUUCAGAUAUUCCCCAUAUAUUAGAUUGGCUAAAGAAUGGAGACAAUGUGCUUUCAUCGCCUGGAGGAGUAGAAGCAAUUGGUUAUAUUAAGACACCUCUAUCUGAUGACCCAGACCCAACGGUACCCGAUGUAGAAUUAAUUAGCAUAGGGGGAUCAUUUUUAUCUGACGGUGGAAAGGGGGGAAGCCGAGCUAUACGGCGCGGAAUGAGGCUAUCAGAAAGUCUUAUAAAUAACGCAUUCGGCCCAAUCGAUGGCACUGACACUUGGAGCGCAAUACCAAUGUUACUUCACCCAAAAUCUGUAGGUCGUAUAGAACUAAAAGAUUCUAAUCCUUAUAGUAAUCCAAAAAUGUAUGGAAACUAUUUAACAGAUAAAAAAGACGUAGCAACUUUUGUCGCAUCGAUACGGCACAUACAAAAGCUUGUACAAACACCACCAUUUCAAAGAUAUGGUGCAAAGUUGUAUCCCGGACACUUCAGGACAUGUCGCCAAUUCACGUUUGAUACUGAUGAGUAUUGGGAAUGUGCGGUGCGUACUGUCACUGCUACGUUGCAUCAUCAAAUAUCAACAUGUCGCAUGGGUCCCGACAGUGACCCGAUGGCUGUUCUUGACCCGGAGUUGAGAGUACGUGGAAUAAAAAAAUUACGCGUAGUAGAUACAAGCGUUAUACCAAGGACUACUUCUGCUCACACAAAUGGCCCAGGAAUGAUGAUUGGUUUAAAGGCUGCCGAUAUGAUAAGAAAAAGUUGGAAUAUUUAA